AUGCGCGAUGGUUCGGCCCCAACGCCCAUCACCACACCACUGGGCCCGACCUCCUCAGCUGCAAGCCACAGUGCAACUGUUGCCCAGGUGGAAAGGUGUCGUUUUCUGGCAACCAGGCUGCUAAGCCUCAGCCACAAAUACCGCUUAUCGCUGCUUGUGAUUCGACCGUUCGUAUUCACCAGCCACGGCGUCUCUCCUCUCGUGGUUGCUGACAUCGUGCCUGGAAUAGCCACCACCCGCUCGAACCUCCUUCCAGGGGGCAUACCUGUGGGCUUGAUCGGUGACGGCAGGGUAGAGUGUUUUGAAAUCUCUGCACUGGGGGUGAGUGCGCGCGAUAUUCUAACGUUCGACUCGCCCCAAUGCCUCCUGUCUGCCUUCCAGGCCCCGGCGAAUGUCCCCCUCGUGUUUAUUCUCGAUGCCUGGACCGCGCGCCAACACCUCCCAAUCGAUCGGGAAUCGACUUGUGCUCUCAUGGUCCCACUAGCCUUACCUUGGGUUAACGACUUGGUCAGCUUACCGACCAUUGUCUCCCACCGUCCCUGA
This is a messenger RNA of Penicillium canariense, 543 nucleotides long. RefSeq lists its product as uncharacterized. The coding region runs from base 1 to 543 and encodes 180 amino acids. The transcript has a single exon. Lineage: Eukaryota; Fungi; Ascomycota; Eurotiomycetes; Eurotiales; Aspergillaceae. The record is from RefSeq and is a predicted model, not a curated record.